GAGAGAGAGAGAGAGACAUACAUAGAGAGACACUAAUAUACGUGUUUGGAGAGAGAAAUAUACAGAGAGCCAAGGCAUGGGUUGUUUUCCUUGCUCUGGAGAUCCAUCAAUCAAAAAACCAGAAAAGAAGAGGAACGACAACAACAAUAACAACAACACGAAUCACAAUAAAAGAGAUGAUCAAAUACAACCCACCACAGAUACACUGAAAGUCAGCCCACAUAAAGGUGUGAAGGACUCAAAGAAUGUUAAUCAAUCUUUGGCUGCCAAAGAGGUUGAUGUGAAUAAGAAGUCCUCCACGGAUGGAGAACCUGAAGGCGUCAAUGCGCGGAAAUUUAAAUUUGCCGAAUUGGUGACUGCAACUGAGAAUUUCAAGUCAGAUUAUUUUUUGGGGGAGGGAGGAUUCGGGAAAGUUUAUAAAGGAAAAUUGGAGGAUACUGGUCAGAUUGUGGCUAUCAAGCAACUUGACCAGAAUGGAUGCCAAGGAAUUAGGGAAUUCGUUGUUGAAGUGGUAACAUUAAGUAUGGCUGACCACGAUAAUCUUGUUAAAUUAAUUGGUUAUUGUGCUGAUGGAGAUCAGCGGCUGUUGGUAUAUGAAUACAUGCGAUUGGGUUCUUUGGAAGACCAUCUGCAUGACCUUCGACCUAGUACGAAGAGACUUGACUGGAAUACCAGAAUGAAGAUAGCAGCUGGUGCUGCACAGGGCUUAGAGUAUUUGCAUGACAAGAUGAAACCCCCUGUAAUAUAUCGCGAUUUGAAAUGCUCUAACAUUUUACUGGGGGAGGGGUAUCAUCCUAAGCUAUCUGAUUUUGGCUUGGCCAAAGUGGGUCCAUCUGGGGAACAGACCCAUGUUUCCACCAGGGUGAUGGGCACUUAUGGGUAUUGUGCACCCGACUAUGCAAUGACUGGCCAGUUGACAUUCAAAUCAGAUAUCUACAGCUUUGGGGUUGUUCUUCUGGAGAUCAUCACUGGUAGGAAAGCAAUUGAUAAUAUGAGAUCCGCUGCUGAGCAAAAUCUGGUUGCAUGGGCACGACCAUUGUUCAAAGACCGAAGGAAAUUCCACCAGAUGGCUGACCCAGUGCUUGAAGGUCAAUAUCCUGUGAGAGGCUUGUACCAAGCUCUUGCAAUUGCUGCAAUGUGUGUCCAGGAGCAACCUAACAUGCGGCCCCUUGUAGGUGAUGUUGUUACGGCUUUAAAUUACCUCGCCACCCAAAGCUACGAUCCCCAAACCGAUCCUGUCCAGAGUUCCCGAAGGGGCCCAUCUUCUCAUAGACCUAAAAGGGGUGAUGAGUAGAAAUCCAUGGCUGGUGAUGGGCAGGAAAAAUCCAAGUUGGAGGACUAAAAUAAGUUGUCAGCACUCUCUGCUAUGCCCAUAAACAUUGUGCCUGCUUAUCAGAUUUUGUGUCACACAUGGUAACAGGUGCUCCAUCAACCCAUUCUCUCAACGUUCAAUAUAGUACAGGAAAAUUCUGCCUUUUUGUUCCCCAUCUUUCGGUGUAAAUGUGAGCUGUGGUCCAUAAUGUUAGAUGCUUCUGCAUAGGAACAAAUAUCCCCUUAUAUUAGUUUAGUCCUCAAUAAAUACACAUUCUCUUUUGCAUGAUCUUUCACUUUGGCUUAAUUUCAACCAUAGGGAUGGUCCCGAUGAACUUGCCUUCUAAGAAAUAAUUGCUUGUGAUAUUGAUUAAGCAUGAUUGUGGGAGGCUUUGACUCAGUGAUAUAUGGAGGAUCACGGAGCCCCUUAUAUGACCUGUGAUAAGUUGGGGCUGGAGCCCUUGCAGGUGGCACUUUCUCACCUGUCACCAACGAAACUCCAUAUUGGUGAUACAAGGAGAGUACUGAAAGAAUACUUUGGGUUGGAAGCCUGCUAUAGGUAUAUGAGUUGGUGCAGGGGGUUAGACAGAAGUUCCUGUAUACAACUUUCCGGAAGUUCCUGUAUACUAGCAACUAUUGCAGCUUUGUGUUUGCUUGCUUUCAAUAUGUCAGGGGUGAUUGUUUUUCGACUUUGGUUCCUCUGUAAAAUCAGCCAACUAUGUUGGUGCUGAAAGCUUUUUUCAUCGUUUUCUCCUCCUGUUGAGCAGGUGUGUUUGACCAGGUG
This is a messenger RNA of Ilex paraguariensis (yerba mate), 2095 nucleotides long. NCBI's taxonomy places the organism in Eukaryota, Viridiplantae, Streptophyta, Magnoliopsida, Aquifoliales, Aquifoliaceae. The record is from the annotation of a GenBank genome assembly.